UGGAGGCCGGAGUUUUUUUGGUUGUUGCUCCGGAAGAGCCGUUCGCUGUCUGGCCCACUGCAGUCCGUUAGUGUACGUCUGGGGGCUGGGGCCCGUCCGAUUCGCAACCGCCAUGGAGACGGUGGUAUCUGCGCGGCGCCGGGGCUAAAUUGUGCAGGCAGACAGCGAUCGAGGGCGGCGCGGGGCCCAGAGCCCCGAAUCAAACUGGAGUCUGUGGAGUAGGCGGCCCAAAGAGGCAAGGCCAAAGACCACCGGGAAGUUCCCAAAACCGGUAGCAAACCGACCACACGAUACAAAUGCAGUUGCCAUAGUUGACUGUUCAGCAGAGGAAAAUCUGCCCUGACUUAAACUGAUUUUGCAACAUUGCCUGCUUCAAACAUGGAUGAGCAGGAAGCUUUAAAGUCCAUUAUGAAGGACCUGGUUGCCCUGCAAAUGGGACGAAGGAGCCGAAUGAGUGGCUAUGACAGCGUGAAGAGUAAAGCCAGUGUCCGCACCAGCAAGCAGAAUGAUGUCCGAAUAAAGUUUGAACAUAAUGGUGAAAGAAGAAUCAUACAGUUUAGCCGUCCAGUUAAGUAUGAGGAUCUGCACCAGAAAGUCAAGACUGUGUUUGGGCAGCUAAUGGAUUUAAAUUACACUAACAAUGAGCUACUAAUUCCAUUGCGAAGCCAGGAUGAUCUUGACAAAGCUGUUGAUUUGCUGGAUCGAAACUUUAACAUGAAGAGCCUGAAAAUCCUGCUGGUAGCUCAGGAGAAAAACCAUACGUCACCAGCUUCUUCAGCCGUUACAAAGCAGCUCCGCAUUAAGGCUUCUCAGUCAGUGGGCGACAUUCUCAGCACUAUUCCUCAGCCACCAGAGUCACGGGGCAGGCACCUCUCUGUUGGUUCUCAGAACACCGGUCGAAGCUCACCACCCCCAGGAUAUGUACCAGAGCGACAACAACGGAUCGCUCGCCAGGGAUCCUACACCAGCAUUCACAGUGAAGGGGAAUUCAUCCCUGAGAAUAUGGAACAAUGUAUCUACGAACCCCAGAGCAGUACUGAAAACUCCAUUUCAGGCAGCUGCCAGUCUUUGGAUAGGAGAGCGGAAAGCCCAUCCUAUCGAAAAUCUCGUAUGUCCAGAGCGCAGAGUUAUCCUGACAACAGACAGCUGUACCUGGACCGUGAGAACCAUAUCUAUGAUAAAGCUGGAAAAGGGGGCACCUACCCCAGACAGUUCCACGUGCCUAUCCACCAGAAAGAUUAUGGAGAUGGACGGAGAACCUUCCCAAGGAUUCGCCGACAGCAGGGGAACCUGUUUACUCUUGUCCCCUCCAGCAGAUCCCUGAGUACAAAUGGGGAGAAUAUGGGCCUGGCUGCUCAAUACAUUGAUAGCAGGGGGAGAAUUCGCAGUGGUGACAUUGAAAAUACUCUCUCGGUGCAAGAGAGGAAUGUUCCCACUAAAUCACCAAGUGCACCUACCAACUGGAGGAGAGGAAAGCUGCUGGGACAAGGAGCUUUUGGACGUGUCUACCUGUGUUACGACGUAGACACAGGACGUGAACUUGCCGCUAAACAAGUUCAGUUUGACCCUGACAGCCUUGAGACCAGCAAAGAAGUAAGCGCUUUGGAGUGUGAGAUUCAGUUACUGAAGAACCUACAGCAUGAACGAAUAGUGCAGUACUAUGGCUGUCUCCGUGAGAAAGCAGAGAAAACCCUUUCAAUUUUCAUGGAGUAUAUGCCUGGGGGUUCAGUGAAGGACCAACUGAAAGCAUAUGGUGCGCUAACAGAAAAUGUGACCCGAAAAUACACCAGGCAGAUUCUGGAAGGCGUGUCCUAUUUGCACAGUAAUAUGAUUGUACAUCGGGAUAUAAAAGGGGCGAACAUUUUGCGAGACUCUGCAGGGAACGUGAAGCUGGGCGACUUUGGAGCAAGCAAACGUCUGCAGACAAUAUGCAUGUCAGGGACUGGAAUCCGCUCGGUAACUGGGACGCCAUAUUGGAUGAGCCCCGAGGUUAUCAGUGGUGAAGGUUAUGGAAGGAAAGCAGAUGUCUGGAGCCUGGGAUGUACGGUGGUGGAGAUGCUUACAGAGAAACCUCCCUGGGCUGAGUAUGAAGCUAUGGCUGCCAUUUUCAAAAUCGCCACUCAACCAACAAACCCCCAGCUGCCAUCUCACAUUUCCGAUCACUGCAGGGACUUCCUGAAGAAAAUAUUUGUGGAUGCAAAGCAGAGACCAUCAGCAGAGGAACUGUUCAGAAAUCCAUUUGUCCAGUUAAUUCACUGAUGGAGGUAGCUUGUUUUGAAGCUGGGAUUUUCUUAAUCAUAGUAUUUUUCUUAAAAACUGUCUAAAAGGUUAUUAUACCUAGUGUUCCAUUCGGUCAGUGUACUCAGAACACCAAUUACGUAAGUGUCUGUAUCCCAAGGCAGCAGUUUUGUCCUAUGGCAUAGGGUGAAUACUGAAGAUAGCUGAACAUCUACACAAUUCUCAAUGCAUUUACAGACACCAUCGACAGUUUAGUCAACAGAAGGUCUCAUCUCAACACUGUCCACCAUCAACAGGACAGAAAGCAGCAUUUCAACAAAUCCUGGAACACUCCAUGAAAACAUAUAGACGUUACACAGAACAAGCAAUUUCCUACGUUAUGCAAAAUAUGAUUACUUCCACUUUGCAUCAGAGUCAAUGCUGUUUUUUUGAGGAAUGUAUAUAUUGUACUUUUACUCCCAAAUUCCAAAUGCGCCUUGUUGACUUUCUAUUUUGUUUUCUCUAUCUGUCUAUUUUCAUAUGCAUUGGAGGCAAAGCUUUCUACGAGGAGCAGUGCUUAAAUAAUUUUGGUGAGGUCAGAGACACAGGCUGCCAGAUUUCCACCUCACCUGUUUCUGUCAAACUCAUGCUUCAAUCAGGAAUGUUAUAUUUUGUGUGUCUGUGUGUGUGUGCGUAAGCACAUAUACAUCUACUGUUUACCAAAGUCUAAUCAUUUUCUCUUUGUUUGCAACCUUGAAUUUCCUACUCACUGAGAUAAGAUCCACAUCAAGGCCAUCUGUAAUGUGGCUACCUUGUAAAAUGCCUGGUUACUGAUUUGUUCUAGUGAUUGGAAUUUGCAGAUUUCAACAAUGUGUUUUCUUAAAACAAGAGGGGAGAUGAAUGUCACUUUUCAUUUUGUUUCACGUUUAAAGGUGCUAGUUCUCACAACUGAAACAAAGAGGUGCACUCCCCCAAUUGCACCCUAUGCCUUUAGACUUGUUAUGUUAAAAAAAUGCAAGUUUCUUAUUUGCUAAAUGUUAGUGUUCUGCCAGUGAAUCCAUCAGUUCAACAAAGUAAUGACACUGAAAUUAACCCUUGCUGUUAUGUGAAUAAUUGCAUAUAUCAGUAGAGAGAAAUGUUCAUUCAGAAUUGCCUUUCCAUGUGACUCAGCCGCUGCAUUGGCUUUGUAAUAGGCAUGGUUUUGGCAAUUCCUUGAUAUCUGCAGCCAGCGAUGGGCAACACCUCUUUGUGCAAUUGAAUUGGCAUUACAGUGUUACAUUGAGACUUUUCCACAGCACAGCUGAGUAACUACGAAAUCGCACAAACAAUGCUCUCUAAUUUAUACAAAUGUUUAGGAUGUUCCGUAAAGGUUAUUAGUUAUAGCCCUACUUAUACUUUCAGGUGAACCUGGUGCAUCCUAAUGUGUGCUGGUGAGAAGUAUAUCAGUGGUACUUGUUAAUGGCACUGCCACGCCACACCUAUUAUGCUAUGAAUGGGUGUCUGACCUUUUUAUGUUGCUAUCCUGUUGACUGUCAUUUUUUGAUACAGUUAAUGAUUUCUGAUAACAAAUACCAUACUUUGUCCAUAUAAAAAUAAAUUGGUAUUGACAAUUUAAGCCACGUGUCACAAUACAGGACCACAGGGGCUAUGAUGAUCAAUUUUGCUCAUUGUAGUUUUAUACUUUUUGUUUAGUGUGGCAAUUACACCAAAUAAGUACUCAGAUCUAUAACAAAUUGGCUGCCACUAGUUAACUUGUUUUAAAACUUUUCUGUUUCAGAAGUCUUCACUUAAAACUAUUUCUAUCCACUGUUGUAGCCCCAUUCUCCCACCAUAUUGUGUGACCCCUAAAGCACAGACAAUCCCAGAUGUCCUCAAAGUGAAUGCAGUGGAGGUAUUGCCCAUCGUUUGAAUCCAGUACUAACACUGAGUUAAAGAACAAAAAGACAAAGAUGUACUUUCAGUAUAAGGCUUAAUGCCAACUGCUUUCAGCUCUGUGAAGAUGCACUUUCUUGAAUGUAUUUUGUACCAAACUUAUUUUAUAACUUCCUCUUUGCUGAUGUAAUUUAUGCCUCUUUAUACUUUUAUUUUAUUUUUAUUUAUACAAGAAAUGCUAUUUGAUGGUUUUAUAUAUAUAUUUAUAUAUAAGACUUGAGACUGUUGCAUAUAUCUAAUGCAAAUACGGUGCCUUUAAGGAAAAGCAGCUGGUUUUGCAGCAGUUGGCAGGAGACUUUUAGUGCCAUUCUGUGCUGCCCAGUGCAUCAUAUAGUAAUGGAUGUAUUCUGCCAUCUUUAUUUGACUGGCCAUAAUGUAAUUGCCAUUAACAGCAUUUCCCUCAUCCAGACCACCACUUUUACUUAAUGUUACUCAUGUGAUGUGGGCUUAAUUGACUAGACAUUUGCUGUCCAUCCAUAAAUGCAUUUGAACUAAUGGCUUGUUGGCCAUUUCAGAGGGCAGUUGAUCAACUACACAGCUGUGGGUUUGGAGCCAAUUGUAAACCACACCAAGUCGGGAAUGCCAAUUUUCUUCCUAGAAGAACAUGAACUCAGUGGGCUUUUUACAACAAUGGUAAUGGUUUUAAAUCAUCAUUACUGAGAUGAGCUUUAUAUUGCAGAUCUAUUUAUUAGAAUUCUACAAGAUGCUAUGGUUGGAUUUGUAUCUUUGUCUCCAGAGCAUUAGCCUGGCAUCUGAAUUGGAGUGGGGUGGCCUAUUGGUAUUAUCGUUAAACUAUUAACACAGAGACCCAGGCGAUGUUCUGGGGACCCAGGUUCAAACCCUGCCACUGCAAAUGGUGAAAUUUGGACUCAGUAAAAAUCUGGAAUUGAGUCUACUGAUGGCCGUGAGUCCAUUGCUGAUUGUCAGAAAAACCCAUCUGCUUCAGGGAAGGAAACAGCCAUCCUUACCUAGUCUGGCCUACAUGUGAAUCCAGCUCCACAGCAAUGUGGUUGACUGUUAACUGCCCUCUGGUCAAUAAAUGCUGGUCUAGCUAGCAACACCUACAUCCCAUAAAUGAAUUAAAAAAUACAUAGCUGUGUACACUAAGCUGCUGUUUUCAUAUUGUUAAUUGUCUGCCCACUUUGUCAGACGUGCUGUUCUAAUGUUUUGUGAGGAACCAGGGACACAACUUUCACUUCAUCCUCUAUUUCCUUCAGCAACUCUUCCUUCUGACAAAUGACCCUUGCAUUCUAUAACGCUCAUCCUGAAUUUCUCAUAUUUAACACAUCUUUUCCCAAUUCACCAAAUCCCUCAAAACCUUCACCCAGAAACCUCAUAACAGUUUUGAUAUAUUCUCUUCAAAAAUCUUUUUCUCUUUUCAAACAUACUCCCCCACUCGUUCCAAUUAGAACUUGUAGAUGUGGAGUUUAGACUAUGGUUAAAUACUACAUUAGUUGUAGAUGGAAUAGUCAAGUGUAUUGUGAGAAAAUGCAUACCAUUAGCACCUCCAACGACUAGCAAAAGCUACUGUUCCCAGUUCUUCUAUUUAUUUUCCUGAGUUCAGAAAGAAAUUGCGAUUAUUACUGAUAUAUCCAGGUUUUCAAACAGUCUUGAAAUUUGUGUUCCUGUAAUGGUCAACAGCUGUUGGCAGGAAGGGGGAAAUGAUUCAUCCUGGCACUGAGCUGCACAGAAAUUCUCCGCAAAGUCUUCAAUCACUCUGGCAGAGAGUCCUCUGUCAGACCCAGUGAAGUGCUAAAGGCUUGCAGUGCAGAGCCACUCCAAUAGAUUGUGUUUUUAAAGUAAAGCCGGAUCAGUUUUUCAUAUUUUUAAAAAGGGAAAAUACAUUUACACUUUUUUUUCAGAUGACAAUUUCUCAGAAUACUUGAAUGUUUUGUUUGAAAUGAAAGGCAGCCAAGGUUGGUCUACUUUCCUUUAACCUGUUGGCUCCAAUUCCUCUCUAACAUAAUUGUUCCAUACUGAGUCUCUGUCUGUAUUCAAUGAGACAAAUGUUCAACAUUCUAAGUACUACUGCAGUUGGACUGUAGAAGCUGCCUCUGAGGGGACUUCGUAAACAGCAACCCUUCCUAAGAACAAACGACGAACUGCAUCUUUGAGCACUUGCAUUUCUUCAGUUUCAGCAGCAAUUAGGAACCAUCAUUAUCAUCUGACAGAUGUGGUGGACUUUACCUGAUUUAUUCUUGUUUUGGUGACAUCAAAAAUUGAAGUUGGCAGCUUCAGCAUAGGCUUAGAUUGACAGGUUGAAAUAUUGGCCUGCUGAUCUGUGUCUAAAGAUGUUUGCCAGUGCUAGGAGCCCUAGAGAUUCAUUUACUCUAAUUUCUUUCCCCCCACUAUUAACCUUUCUCCCCAUCCCUGUUCUACACUUCAAUUAGUGUUGGACACUUGCUGAAGUCAGUGUUUGUUGAUCAUGCUAUGGUAAAGUCUGAGAGUUAAACCUACUAGACCACUUCUGUUUUAAACUAUUUCUGUAGGUGGUGUAGUGCACUGGGGUGUUGGGUGUGGGAGAUCCAGCAUCAAUAAUUUUGUAUCAACUGUUCACCAGUGGGAAUGAGCUAGCAGAAAUUGCUACUUCCACACAGACUUUGAACAGUUGGGCAGAGUCACUUCACAAAUCCCUUGCACACCUAGUUUCGCAAAGACUCUGUAGAUGUGUGGAUGAAGGACAUCAGAUCUGCCCUAGCAUCUAGGUAUUGCAUAACCUGGCAAAACAGAAAUAAAGGCUAAUCUCUAUAGAUGUUGAAAUGUUCACUUCUCAAUGUAAAAUAAUCAAAGAAUGUAACAUCACAAUGCAGAGUAUUAUAUAACUACAAAAGUAGGAAGAGACUGUGUGUCUUCAUCACAGGCUAAUUUCUUUCUAACAGUUAUGUUAAUCACCUGUUGAAUGUUUUAAUACCAAAAGUGCCCUGGUCUCCAUCAAGCCUUUAAGCUAAUGCCCAAAUAUACAGUCACAUAGCCAAAGACAUUACUACAUUGAGCCUUGAACAUUUUGAAUUAUGUGUCACGUGUUCUCCACUUUCCCCAAACAGUGCAGCAAGCAAAGAUGGGCAAGGCUGCCCGCUGAUGUGUACUAAUCAUCAUUGAAAGUGCAGACCAUUCACUGGAAAAAGUUGAUGGUUUGGUCUGUGUGUGCGCCCCCCCCCCCCCCCAAAAAGGUGAUUUCUAUCGAGCACAAGAGUCUGCACUUGAUAGUCCAGGCCAACGUCAGGAGCAUGAAAAUCGCUUCAGCCAAAUAUUUAACCAAAGUGUGAAUUCACACCUGAAAUGGAAACAGAUUUGGACAUACUUAUAUUAUCAGGUUGAUGUUUAGGAACUGAAUUGGGAGAGUGUUGACUCCCCAAAAUGUGCCAGAGUUCCGCUGUCCUUCAGUUUGUGUUAAAAGUACCAGCACACAUUUAACAAACUUAUAUAUGCUUUUUACUGCUUUACGUAGGGGGAAACUAAGUUGUAUGUUAUACAAACCUCUCUUGGGUAAAACUGCCCCAUGAUGCCUUCAUUUUAGACAGCUGGCAUUUUGGUUGCAGAAACAAAAAAUGAACACUGUUAAUUCUGUGUCUAUUUAAUACUAUUCGCAAAUGUUACAAACUGAGUAUUGUUUGUUAGAAAGAGACCUUUGCAUAUUGCAGACUCCCAGGCUGGAGAAAGAUUGCCAUAGUUUGACACUUUGGUGUAUAUAAUUUUAUAUUGUUUUGCAGAAUAUAUGCUUGUACAGUUCUAUAUAUUUGUACUAUGAAGUGCCACAAUGCAGUGAUUUGCUGCAGCUUUUACGGUCUAGACUCUCAGCCUCUUACAGGCUGAAGGAAUUAGUACAGUCAUUCAAGCGACGGUCAAAAUUGUGGGUCAUUUGAAGUGUAUUCGCUUCCAUUGGGAUGGCUAGGUGUGUGCUCAUAAUCUCUCCUGUCACAGUUGGGACUUGUGUGUUCUGUGGGUGGUUGUACUUUUCUUUGGGGAGCACAAAUUACAAACUAGUAACAAAGACCCCUCUCGCUUACAUUUUUAUGGCUCCUCAGCUGGUGUCAUUAUGUCUUUGAAGAGGCUGAAGUAAUAGUAAGGUUCAAGAGUCACCAGCCUGUUGGAAUAUUUCUUUGCUGUACCCAAAUUCAUCCUACCUCAGCUUUCUUACACAUGUCCCAGACCCCAAAAUAACUUUGAGUCUACAUAACAUCAGCUGGAAAGAGGCAAGAAAGAAUUUUGUAAUAGUAUGUUCUGUCAUAUUUGCUAAUCCAAACUAGUAGCCACUUAGGGAGAUUAUACAGAACUUGGCCUGCUGCGUUCCUCCAGCUCCACACUUUGUUAUCUCUGACUCCAGUAUCUGCAGUUCUUGCUGUCAUAGCCAAUUAUAAAGGCAGCUUAAUCCAUGAAAUAACAAUGUGUGUGCAUUGGAACAGUUUAAGCUUUCUAUCACUGUUUAAACUGUUGCCAAACUGACAGUUUAUCCAACCCAACGUUAAAGUUGACUUAACUCUUGUACAAAUAGCAGCAUGCAUGUAGAACAGCCAGGGACAGGUAAUAACGUAGUACUAUACAUUAAGACUGGUAUGUGCCUGUUAAGCACAUGAAAUUGGCAUUUGCAGAGCUCUCCUGUAUCUCCAAGUGUCUUUCAGAACUAACCACUCCCCUACUUUCCACCCAUCAAUUCAAUCAAAUAUUGAGAGAUUUGGGUGAUGGAUGUUUGAAGUGUGCCUCUAGCUUUCCACCCUAAUGAAAGUCUCAACCUGUAGGUAUGCACUUUGUCGAAGGGAGCUUGGCCUCGUGCUGGUCUCAUUGAGUGUGCAUUUUCCCUUUUGUACUAUUCCUACAGAGUAGACUGCAAACAGAGCCAUUUUACAUUCUUUCUCCCCACAUGGUUUCCAAAAGGAACUGCCCAAACAGUUGUAUUACAGCUAGCCAGUAGGGAAAAGCUGCAUCCAGUGUUGUGGACCUGAGUAGUAUCUUGAUUCAGAUGCAGCCUUAGUGGAAAAAAUAAAACAGUAGAACCUGCCAUGUUCCUUUUGGCUUCUGAUCAAGGAAAUCCUUUGAUUUGAGAACUGGCCACUGACAUCUGGAUCGUGGGUUUUCCACUCUGCUAUACUAACCCAUUGGGGUUGGGGAAGUUUUGCUUUUGCCAAAAUACCCCAGAUCAUUCAUGCUGAACUGCCAGAAUAUGAUUACACACAGUUUGGUAACUCACCAUCUGUAGCCAUAAGUAUGACUCACAUUACAACAAAUGUAUGUUUAAUACUUGUUUUUAAACAAAAAUGCUUUCUGCAUACUAAUAUAUGCACUACAUACACUAAUGCAGUUUAUUUUGAUAAGCUCUUACAUUCAGCAUUUAAAUGACUGUAUAAAUUGAACAGUAUUCUGUAUUGGUGUAAUAUAGUUUUUUUAUGUUCUAUUCUUUGAUUACAGUAUUUUAUACAAUUGUUUAUUGAUCCUUGUAUGUAGCACUACAUAUGUUUUUAAAAGUUUU
This is a messenger RNA of Stegostoma tigrinum, 9613 nucleotides long. It is a transcript of the gene map3k3, whose product is annotated as mitogen-activated protein kinase kinase kinase 3. Gene Ontology annotation, molecular function: protein kinase activity; ATP binding; protein binding. Lineage: Eukaryota; Metazoa; Chordata; Chondrichthyes; Orectolobiformes; Stegostomatidae. The record is from RefSeq and is a predicted model, not a curated record. Bases 379 to 2259 code for a protein of 626 amino acids. The transcript is spliced from 17 exons. Gene Ontology annotation, biological process: protein phosphorylation.